AUGGUUUCAGACAUCGAAGGAGGUAACAUGUGUGUUCCCCACCCUUCACCCGCCGCCGUGAUUUUCCUCCGUCAUUCCGAUUCGCGAUCAGUAACCUCGGCUUCAAGACAAAUCCUGUUGCGCGGCAAACGAUACACCCCUACAUGCGUGGAUCCUAGUGCGCAAGAACUCUCGACGAGUCAGGAGAACUUCAAAACCGAAAGGAAGGAACGCAAAAGUUCAAGGAACUGUUGGAGAUACCGCAUCGAUGCCAGUGAGCGGGCCGGCGGCGAGGCUCUGCGUGGAGUACAUUCCAGCCACGCUGGGGUCUCGAAGGGUGACGAUACUGCCUCGAGUGUGGGCCGUUCCCGGACACCAACCCCGACAAUCGUUCAUCCAACCCACGGCUUGAAAACCCGUGAGCCUCGUCAUGAGUAUAUGCGACGGUACGCGACAGCAGCGGCGAACAAGGUUAGGUCGGAUGUUGCGUCUGAGCUACAGGGUGGUCCUUUAAGGGAAUAUGAUUCGCGGGUGCAGCAGGGUCGCCUACGGGAUGACCCAUACCAGAGACAGAUCAUUGAGAGGCUACAAGACCUUCACGAAAGGCUGCGAAGCUACCACCCUCCGACCGUCAUCCAUCCGAAUCCCGAAACCUUGGAUCCUCAGCCGAGAACGUCGUUCCUGGGCUCUUUGUUCGGACGUGGCAAGGCGAAGGAAGAGUUAACCGUCCCCGAGAGCCUCCCGAAAGGUCUAUAUAUGUACGGAGAUGUCGGGUGUGGGAAAACCAUGCUCAUGGAUUUGUUUUACGAUACCUUGCCGUCGAACAUCGUGUCCAGGUCUCGGAUCCAUUUCCACAACUUCAUGCAAGACGUACACAGGCGCAUGCAUGUGGUCAAAAUGCGGUACGGCAAUGAUUUUGAUGCGUUGCCUUUGGUAGCAGCGGCCAUUGCCGAGAAAUCGAGCGUGCUGUGUUUCGAUGAGUUCCAGUGCACGGAUGUUGCGGAUGCUAUGAUCCUGCGGAGGCUUCUGGAGUCCCUCAUGUCCCAUGGGGUCGUGCUCAUCACCACCUCCAACAGGCACCCCGACGAUCUGUAUAAGAACGGCAUCCAGCGGGAGUCGUUCAUCCCGUGCAUCAACCUCCUGAAGACCGCUCUGGACGUGAUCAACUUGGACUCUCCCACAGACUACCGCAAAAUCCCUCGACCGCCUUCCGGCGUCUACCACCACCCACUGGGCUUGGAUGCUGAUCAACACGCCCAGAAAUGGUUCGAGUUCCUGGGUGAUCCCAAAGAUCCCCCCACCCAGCAACGCAGGAGCUUUCAGCAGUUGAUCGGUCGAGCGACAGGAGCUGCGGACUACCUGGAGUUGGUCCGGAACUAUGACGCCUUCAUCAUCACGGACGUCCCCGGAAUGAACUUGAAUCAGCGCGAUCUUGCGCGUCGGUUCAUUACUUUCAUUGAUGCCGUCUAUGAAAGCAGGGCCAAACUAGUCCUGACCACGGAAGUGCCUUUGACCAACCUCUUCCUCUCUGAGGCGGAAGUGAAGAGCUCUCUCCAAGGAGGCGAAGGCAGCGAUCUCUCCGACGCGAUGCGUAUGAUGAUGGACGACCUUGGCCUCUCCAUGCAAGCCCUCAAGUCCACCUCCAUCUUCAGCGGCGACGAGGAGCGCUUUGCGUUUGCUCGGGCCCUCUCGCGUCUCUCCGAGAUGGGCAGCAAGCAAUGGGUGGAGCGGGGAUUGGGGGUCGGGAUGGAUGCUGAGCAGGGGAAAAGCGAGCACGACGCAUGGAUAAAAGCGAGAAGUCAUUGGAGCGAGGAUAAUAUGUGA
Messenger RNA from Aspergillus nomiae NRRL 13137, 1803 nucleotides. RefSeq names its product AFG1 family ATPase. The record is from RefSeq and is a predicted model, not a curated record. Gene Ontology annotation, molecular function: ATP binding; ATP hydrolysis activity. Lineage: Eukaryota; Fungi; Ascomycota; Eurotiomycetes; Eurotiales; Aspergillaceae. Gene Ontology annotation, cellular component: mitochondrion; cytoplasm. The coding region runs from base 1 to 1803 and encodes 600 amino acids. The transcript is spliced from 6 exons. Gene Ontology annotation, biological process: protein quality control for misfolded or incompletely synthesized proteins.